Molecule: messenger RNA, 4889 nt
Organism: Durio zibethinus
Lineage: Eukaryota; Viridiplantae; Streptophyta; Magnoliopsida; Malvales; Malvaceae
Gene: ABCG32
Product: pleiotropic drug resistance 4
Cellular component (GO): membrane
Molecular function (GO): ATP hydrolysis activity; ATP binding; ABC-type transporter activity
Source: RefSeq, a predicted model, not a curated record
AUGUGGAACUCGGCGGAGAACGUGUUCUCCAGGUCGGCGUCGUUCAGGGAGGAGGAUGAUGAUGAGGAGGCUCUGAGGUGGGCCGCUUUGGAGAGGCUGCCGACGUACGCGCGAGUACGAAGGGGAAUUUUUAGGAACAUGGUUGGUGACUCCAAAGAAGUGGAUGUGAGCGAGCUCGAGUUGACCGACCAAAAGCUUUUACUCGAACGGCUUGUUAAGUCUGCUGAUGAUGAUCCUGAACGGUUCUUUGAUCGUAUGAGGAAACGAUUCGACGCAGUAGAUUUGGAGUUCCCGAAGAUUGAGGUUCGGUUUCAGAAUCUAACUGUUGAAUCUUUUGUCCAUGUUGGGAGCAGAGCAUUACCAACCAUUCCUAAUUUUAUUUUUAACAUGGCUGAGGCAUUUUUGAGACAGUUGCGUAUCUAUCAAGGAAGGAGAAGCAAGUUGACUAUAUUAGACGAUUGUAGUGGGAUUAUAAGGCCUUCAAGAUUAACGCUACUAUUGGGUCCUCCAAGCUCUGGGAAGACGACAUUAUUGUUGGCUCUGGCCGGAUGCCUUGGAACUCAUUUGCAGAUGUCAGGGAAAAUCACAUAUAAUGGACAUGGACUGAAGGAAUUUGUUCCUCCUAGGACAUCUGCUUAUGUCAGUCAACAAGACUGGCAUGUUGCGGAAAUGACCGUGAGGGAAACACUUGAAUUUGCAGGACGGUGUCAAGGUGUUGGAUUUAAAUACGAUAUGCUUUUGGAACUUGCAAGAAGAGAAAAGAAUGCUGGGAUAAAACCUGAUGAAGAUCUUGACAUCUUUAUGAAGUCACUAGCUUUAGGGGGAAAAGAGACAAGCCUCGUGGUAGAAUACAUCAUGAAGAUUUUAGGGUUGGAAAUAUGUGCUGACACAUUGGUGGGAGAUGAAAUGCUUAAAGGGAUAUCAGGGGGGCAGAAAAAGCGGCUAACAACAGGUGAAUUACUAGUUGGGCCAGCUAGGGUGUUGUUUAUGGAUGAAAUAUCAAACGGGCUUGAUAGUUCUACUACUUAUCAAAUUAUUAAAUAUCUGAGACAUUCAACUCGUGCACUCGAUGGGACUACUGUAAUUUCUUUGCUUCAACCGGCUCCUGAGACUUAUGAGUUGUUUGAUGAUGUUAUACUUUUAUGUGAGGGCCAGAUUUUGUAUCAGGGGCCUCGUGAUGCAGCCCUUGAUUUCUUUGCUUUUAUGGGAUUUAAGUGUCCUGAAAGAAAGAAUGUGGCAGACUUCUUGCAAGAGGUUUUGUCGAAAAAGGAUCAAGAGCAGUAUUGGUCUGUUCCUUUCCGGCCUUAUCGCUACAUUCCUCCAGGAAAAUUUAGCGAAGCUUUCCAAUCCUAUCGAACUGGGAAGAAUUUACAUGAGGAACUAAGCAUUCCAUUUGAUAGGCGUUAUAACCAUCCAGCAGCAUUGUCAACUUCUCGCUAUGGUGUGAAGAGAAGUGAACUUCUUAAGACCAGCUUUGACUGGCAGAUGCUACUGAUGAAACGGAAUUCAUUUAUCUAUGUUUUCAAAUUUAUUCAGCUUUUUAUUGUUGCCUCAAUCACAAUGAGCGUUUUUAUGCGGACGGCACUGCAUCAUAAUACAAUUGAUGAUGGAGGAUUAUAUCUAGGAGCACUUUACUUUUCCAUGGUCAUUAUUCUUUUUAAUGGAUUUACAGAGGUUUCAAUGUUGGUAGCCAAACUUCCUGUUCUUUACAAGCAUAGGGAUUUGCAUUUCUAUCCAAGUUGGGCUUAUACACUUCCUUCUUGGCUGCUAAGUAUUCCAACUUCCCUCUAUGAAUCUGGUUUCUGGGUGGCAAUUUCAUACUAUGUGAUUGGUUAUGAUCCUAACUUCACCAGAUUUCUUCGGCAGUUCUUGUUGUAUUUCUCUCUGCACCAAAUGUCUAUAGCUCUUUUCCGUGUGAUAGGAUCCUUGGGCAGAAAUAUGAUAGUUGCCAACACCUUUGGAUCUUUUGCUAUGUUGGUGGUCAUGGCUCUUGGAGGCUAUAUCAUUUCAAGAGAUCGCAUCCCUAGCUGGUGGAUCUGGGGUUAUUGGGUUUCUCCUUUGACGUAUGCUCAAAAUGCAGCUUCUGUCAAUGAAUUCCUUGGAAAUUCCUGGGAUAAGAGAGCUGGAAACUACACUAACUUCUCAUUGGGUGAGGCAUUGUUGAGAGCACGCAGUUAUUUUCCAGAGAGCUACUGGUAUUGGAUUGGUGUUGGUGCUUUGCUUGGAUACACAGUCUUGUUCAAUAUCAUGUUCACAUUCUUUCUGGCUAACCUUAACCCUCUGGGGAAGCAACAGGCUGUUUUCUCCAAGGAAGAGUUGCAAGAGAGAGACAGGAGAAGGAAGGGUGAAAAUGUUGUUACUGAAUUGAGACAUUAUUUGCAGAAUUCAGGCUCAUUAAGCGGAAAAUAUUUCAAGCACAGAGGCAUGGUUCUCCCAUUUCAACCACUUUCUAUAUCUUUCAGCAACAUAAAUUACUUUGUGGAAAUUCCUGUGGAAUUGAAGCAACAAGGGAUAAUGGAAGACAGAUUGCAGUUGUUGGUCAAUGUUACGGGAGCAUUUAGACCUGGUGUGCUUACAGCUUUGGUUGGUGUCAGUGGUGCUGGUAAAACUACACUUAUGGAUGUUUUAGCUGGUAGAAAAACUGGAGGGGUCAUAGAAGGGACCAUACAUAUAUCUGGUUAUCAGAAAAGGCAAGAGACUUUUGCGAGGAUUUCAGGUUAUUGUGAGCAGAAUGAUAUUCAUUCUCCUUGUUUGACUGUUCUUGAAUCACUUAUAUUCUCUGCUUGGCUUCGGUUACCAUCAGACGUUGACUUGGAGACACAAAGGGCAUUUGUUGAGGAGGUAAUGGAACUAGUGGAGCUCACUCCAUUAAGUGGGGCAUUGGUUGGUCUGCCAGGAGUUGAUGGCUUGUCCACUGAACAACGGAAAAGGUUAACUAUUGCUGUAGAACUGGUUGCAAACCCUUCUAUAGUCUUCAUGGAUGAGCCUACAUCAGGAUUGGAUGCUAGAUCAGCUGCCAUCGUAAUGAGGACUGUGAGAAAUAUUGUGAAUACCGGAAGAACAAUUGUGUGCACUAUCCAUCAGCCCAGCAUAGACAUUUUUGAAUCCUUCGAUGAGCUUUUAUUUAUGAAGCGCGGAGGAGAGCUCAUAUAUGCUGGUCCACUUGGCCCCAAGUCUUGUGAACUCAUAAAGUAUUUUGAGGCAGUUGAAGGAGUGCCUAAGAUCAGACCUGGCUAUAAUCCUGCUGCUUGGAUGCUUGAGGUUACUUCGCCAGCUGAAGAAAGCAGUUUGGGCAUAGACUUUGCAGAAAUUUAUCGAAUAUCAAAUCUAUUUCAACGCAACAGGGAGUUGGUUGAAAAUCUAAGCAAGCCAAGUAGCAAUUCAAAAGAAUUGAACUUUCCAUCCAAGUAUUCCCAGUCAUUUUUUGAACAGUUUUUAACAUGUCUUUGGAAACAAAAUCUAUCUUAUUGGCGAAACCCCCAAUACACAGCAGUUAAAUUCUUCUACACUGUUGUCAUUUCAUUGAUGCUAGGAACAAUAUGCUGGAAAUUUGGUUCAAAAAGGGAGAGCCAGCAAGAUUUAUUCAAUGCCAUGGGGUCCAUGUAUGCUGCAGUCCUCUUCAUUGGUAUUACAAAUGGGACAGCUGUUCAAUCUGUUGUUUCUAUUGAGAGAUUUGUUUCCUAUAGAGAAAGAGCUGCAGGAAUGUAUUCAGGCGUAGCCUUUGCAUUUGCUCAGGUUGCCAUAGAGUUCCCUUAUGUAUUUGCACAAUCGGUAAUCUACUGUUCAGUUUUCUACUCUAUGGCCUCAUUUGAGUGGACUGCUUUGAAAUUUAUUUGGUACAUAUUCUUUAUGUACUCUACUUUGUUAUAUUUCACCUUUUAUGGAAUGAUGACGACUGCUAUCACACCAAAUCACAAUGUGGCUGCUAUCAUUGCUGCUCCAUUUUAUAUGCUUUGGAACCUUUUCAGCGGCUUUAUGAUUCCCCACAAGAGAAUCCCUAUAUGGUGGAGAUGGUAUUACUGGGCAGAUCCCAUGGCCUGGAGUUUGUAUGGCCUUGUGAUUUCACAGUAUGCGGGUGAUGAAAGGCUGGUGAAAUUAUCCGAUGGAGUUCACUCCGUGCCUACGCGGCAGUUACUCAAGGAGGUAUUCGGGUAUAGGCAUGAUUUCUUGGGUGUAGCAGCUGUUAUGGUGGCUUUUUUUGUAAUGUUUUUCGCAUUGAUUUUCGCUUUUGCAAUAAAAGCCUUGAACUUCCAGAGGAGAUGACAAAGGUUUGAUCUGUAUGCUAACAAUAAACCAGUCUGGACUAGAUAUGGAGUAUGCAUUUGUAUCUCAUGCAUUGACAAUUAAUAUGUUAGUUUUCUCUUAAACAUGGAAGCAGAAAAAUCUGUAUAGGAACAUUCUAUUCUGUUUAUGGUGGAUAGUGAAAAUUUUUAUUCUUAUUUGAAGUGUAGAACAGACAACAAUAGCUAUAUUUUUCGGCACUGUUAUAUUUUCAUAUUUUAUAUGACCUGAUUAAUAGUAAAUUAGUCUGUGGAUGAUAGAAAGAAUCGGUGGUUGCUGGAUGAUAGAAACAUCAAAAGUUUACGUUUUAGCUUCCUAGAAUUCUUUCCUUCAUGGUUAAAGUAUUUUUUUUCUCUUUUUUUUUUUUUUAUAAUAAACUAGAAUUUCACUUGCGUUUCAUCACCAGGGGUUGUUUUUUUAGGUUGUAUUUGGAUUCCUCGAGUCCAAUGUAUUGAAAAUAAUGUUUAGGCAACAUCAAUGUGGUGUGGUGGAGUCCUUCGCACCGUAUCACACCCCUUAGGUCAGAGACUUUUUGGGUCCAGUGAAAAUUCUUCCCUCCUAUGCAUCCCAUUGUUCAAUCUAUGCCUCUUUUUUUUUUCCCCAUUUUU